ACUUUCCAAGCAAUAUCUUCUCUGUACUCACUCAAUAUAAAACAGCCCAAUCUCUUCUCUUCUCAUACCAUCACAAACUAUUGACUUGCAAAGCUUUCUUUCUGUGUCUUAUUCUUAGUUUGAACUCAACUUCAAAAUUAGUGCUCCAAAAGUUCAAUAUGAGCAAGCUGAAGGAAGAAUCAAUCAUUAUCCGUGAAGUCUGGGCAUCCAAUUUAGAGUAUGAAUUCAGUCUCAUCCGUCAAGUUAUCCAUCAAUAUUCUUUCAUCUCGCUCGACACCGAAUUUCCCGGCGUAAUUCAUUUACCGAAAGUUGACCGCCGCUACCUUACACCCUCUGAUCACUACCGUUAUUUGAAGGCCAACGUUGAUGCUCUUAAACUCAUUCAAGUUGGUCUCACCCUUUCGGACGCUAAGGGAAACCUUCCCAAUUUUGGAGGUAGUAACAGCUAUAUCUGGGAAUUUAAUUUCUGCGAUUUUGACGUCAAUAAUGAUCUUUAUAAUCAAGAUUCUAUUGCUAUGCUAUGCCGUCAAGGGAUUGACUUUAAUCGUAACUUUUAUCACGGUGUGAAUUCAGUGCGUUUUGCUGAACUGAUGAUCGCGUCUGUACUUGUUUUUCACAAAUCAAUUGUCUGGGUUACAUUUAGCAGCGCUUAUGAUUUCGGGUAUUUGGUGAAGAUCUUAACCCAAAACAAUUUACCAAACAGUUUAGAGGGGUUUUUAAAUAUGGUAGAAGCCUUGUUUGGAAAAAAUGUGUACGAUAUGAAACAUAUGAUGAAGUUCUGCAAUGCUUUGUAUGGUGGUCUCGAGCGGGUGGCUACUACCCUUAACGUGGGUCGGGCAGCUGGAAAAUCUCAUCAAGCUGGAUCUGAUAGUUUGUUGACCUGGCAUGUAUUUAAGAAAAUGAUGGAUACUUGUUUUGUCAAUAACAUGGCUCAAGAGCAUGCUGGAGUGCUAUUUGGGUUAGAGAUGAUUGCAGUAAAAUGAAAUAGAUUACAAGACAAUUGUAAACAAAAUUGAAAUAUAUAAAAUAUUCAUUCUUUGAUUA
Lathyrus oleraceus (garden pea) is the source of this 1044-nucleotide messenger RNA. RefSeq names its product probable CCR4-associated factor 1 homolog 9. Gene Ontology annotation, cellular component: CCR4-NOT complex. NCBI's taxonomy places the organism in Eukaryota, Viridiplantae, Streptophyta, Magnoliopsida, Fabales, Fabaceae. The transcript has a single exon. The coding region runs from base 159 to 983 and encodes 274 amino acids. Gene Ontology annotation, molecular function: poly(A)-specific ribonuclease activity; nucleic acid binding. The record is from RefSeq and is a predicted model, not a curated record.